ACGUGCCUGAACAGGCGCUGCUGUCUGCCGCGCGGUUUCGCUGCCGUCCGGGCGCCCGCGCGCAGUCCGCGCAAUCCCACGUCUCACCACAAGCGCCGCCCCGUCUCGCGGAGCGUCUGAGCGUCCCGCGCGCAGGCCCAAGAACCAUGGCCUCCCGCCCGAGCCGCGCGAGCCGCGCGUCCGCGCCGAAGUACGACGACGGCCAGAGUAACGACGGCUCCGAGUUCGAGAAGGAGAGCUCGUCCGAGUCCGAGGAGGAAGAGGAGGAGGAGGUCAUCGUCGAGUCCGACGACGAGCCCCAGAAGAAGCGCAAGUCGUCCUCCAGGAAGCCCGCGCCCAAGAAGGCCCGCACGGAGUACACCAUCGAGGAGCACGAGAAGGGCUCUGUGAACCGACCGACGGAGAACACGAUCACGUCGACGGGCGCUUUUAAUGGAGAGUUCGCCUUCGCGCUCGGCACGGUCUGCUCCGUGCUCUGCGAGAAGACGAACCGCUGGGUCACGGGCCACGUGAUCAUGUUUCAUAGGGGAGGCGUGACGACGAAGUACGCCGUCAAGGCCGUGCGCGUCCUCUUCGAGAAGGCCCAGAACGGCGGCAAGACGCACUACCAGGACUGCGAUGUUACAACUGAGAAGGAAGCUGACAAAAGAUUGGUGCGGUUGGACCUGCCGAAGCGCGAAGUGAGACUGUGGACGUCGGGUUCGCCGUGCAUGCGCGCCUGCGACCUAGGACACGCCGCGGCGUCCAAAGAAAAACCCUUAGAUCCUUCGAGAGGCUUUGGGGCGUCGGCGGAAGCGGCCGCUAGAGCCGCCCAGAAGAAGGACUUUACGUACCAAGGGAAAGGCAGCGAAGGUCUCGCGAAGGCCGAGCAGGAGGCGACCAAAAGAUUAUCAUCGAAGCCGUCCCAGGCCGACGUCGAGGCUUGUCUGAAACUGUUAGGAGACAGCUGGCCGACGCAAGAAAGACCCAACGUGACGCCCGACGGCAAGGCGGUGCAGGGCAUGUGCCUCGGGGCCGUGUUCGUGUUGGGCGGCGUGGGCAUGGCCGUGUCCCAGGUGUCGAGCGCCUACCCGAACCUCUGCAAGCUGAUAACGGGCUGGGUCAAGACCUCGCUCCCCGAGGACUUCCCCUUCAGUUCUUUACAGAUCAACUACAACUACGCGGCGAGGAAACACGUCGACGGGAACAACAUCGGGCCGAGCUACAUCCGAUCGUUAGGCAAACACACGGGCGGCGAACUCUGGACGGCCGACGCGUUCGUGGAAGCCACAGAUGAAGAUACCGGCGAAAAAUAUGUGAAGGGCGGCGGCGGCCAGCAGGUAUUGAUCCCGGCGUCCCGUACGACUCGUGGCCAUCGCACGAUGACGUGGGUGUUUUCUUUUUCGAGUUUGAGCUGUUUCGGACCGCGUCGGGGCCGUCGCGGCGUGUCAGAGAGACCGCAGUCGCGUCGAUGGCGUCUUCACGAGACAGGGCCGCCGCGACGCCGCCCUCGUGUUACCACGAGAGUCUACGUGUCAUCAGGACGCCGUCGGCGCGAUGCCCCAUCGCCGCGGAGACCGCCCGUCGCGCGACCGUCUCUACCAUCGCAGGUCCUGUCCUGCUCCGGCGGCUGGAAGCUGUUCAACGGCAACGCCGAGCACUACACGAAGCCCUACCAAGGGACUCGUAUUAGUUUCAUUGCCUUCAGCCACAACGCCUACAACAAGCUGUCGACGCGCGUCGCGUCCAAGCUCAAAGAGCUCGGCUUCACGGCGGCUUCUGAUGACGGCGUGGACUUACCCUACUUCGCGAAAUAUAGAAUUGACAAGUCCGAGUUCACGCCCGACGAGAAUUCUAAGUAAAGCGCGCGGCGUCCUUCUUUCGCGACCUUCGGCGGGGGCCGUCGCCGCGACCGCCGCGCCCGCAGGUACUUCGCCUACCAGAAGAAGAGGGCCGUGGAAUUGCCGCCGCCCACCAAACCCAACCGCAUCUCAAUCGAGUGCUACGGCCUGACGAUGGCGCGCGGCGGCGGCUGGAUCGGUUCUUGUCUGUGUGGAAAGCAACAUUUUACGGCGCGUUCCACGCCAUCGACGGGAAACCUGCUCGAUGGCGUGGCGAUGCCGGUACCUCACCGCUCGAUGGCACCCGACACACUGGUCGAUUUCCACACAGGUUAUUGUGAUGCGAGCGGCAAGCAAACCGUGCACGAAUUGACCCCGAACAUGACGGGCUUCCACGUGCUCGAGCUCGAUGUUCAUGCCACGAAAGGGAUUUCAUUGAUCAAUGCCUUUGUGGACCGCAAGCGCUUCGACAUCUACGGCAAGACGGAUUUGGAGGUGGACCGGUUCAGCUCCUUCGUGAAGAAGCUGCCUGCUGGUAGGGUCGUGGCCAUCGCCAUCACGGACACGGCCGUGGCGGCCAAGCGGCCGCCCUCCGAUAAACUAUAUGACGCGCUGCGGUUGCUCGGCGCCCCGGCCCAGAUGGAGAAGAUCGGCUACCGCUUCCCCUUCGCGUUCCUCGGCGUCAAGGGUGGUACAGGGCAUCUACUGAUGGACAAGACGAAGUUCCUCCUGCGCAUCGACGCGGCGCUCGGCGCGAACGGGGUGAUCUCGGACGUGACGACGGAGAAGACGGACGUCACGGCGAAGGUGAUCCUCGCCUCCGCGGGGAAGAAGUGACCGUGGUCCUAAGUAUCGGCGCUUUCGGGUUUCUUUACUCUUCGCCCUCACGUGAGCUGAGAAAACCCGCAUGACAAAACCGCCUCCGGGCUUGGUCCGACGACGUACCAAGCCAGACCUGUGGAGACGAAUACCGUGUUUUACGGGUCGUGAGGAGACGUCUCCGGAAGGAACACCGGGCAUUGCGGCAUAGGUGGACCGGACAUUGAGAGAGAUAUAACGAGCCAAGAAAAAGCCCCAGCCAGAAGUGGCCAUCUGCGUCAGUUCCACCUAUUCUAGACUACGCCCAGAGCGCUUGACUACACCCUGCGAGCCCGCGAGAGAGAUGAAGCAAAUAUCUGGCUUGAGGAGCUUCGUGGUCUUAGAGCGCGGCGCGCGGUGGCGCUUCCCUACGAGUUCCGCGGCGGUUUCGGUGGACGCGCGGCGUCCUCCGCCGCACCGAUGAAUCGUACGAGGGAGCCGUGUCGCCGCCGCGCCGACUAUUCGUCGGCGCGGCGGAGAAGCGCCGCAAACGAGUUCGGCCCACCUGAUGCUCCCAGGUGGACCGUGCACGCAGAGCGAUGAGGACCUGUCAGUGAUGACGAUCGGGUCCGACCGACGGUGCCGAAGGCCCAAACGCAGCAGCCUACCGUGCUGCUGCCGCGCGCGCACUUGACGCGCGCAUCAAGGCGCAAAACGGCAAAGAGAGGUAGGCGAUGUUGCCGUGCGCUCCAAUCGGGUCCAAAUUAUUUACUUUUUUCGGAUGUAGAUCGGCUCGCGGGCUCCCUCGGAGAUGGGUCUGGGGUCGGGUAGUCUCCGAAACCGCAUGCGCCGAUUCUUGGGGCUCUCCAGAGAGCUCUGGAUCCAAAACUUGGGGGGAUCAUGGUGGAGACAUCUGGGCAGCUGAGAACCUGUACUGAUAUGUAUCCACCGAUGGAAGCGCCCGCGCAUGCGGCGUAGGCGAUUACACAUGUCUAGUACCGACCCUAGGCGACCCCAGGGAGACCUCGGGGCCACGAUCUUGACAGGAUUCCACCGGUGCGGCC
Molecule: messenger RNA, 3682 nt
Organism: Pelagomonas calceolata
Lineage: Eukaryota; Pelagophyceae; Pelagomonadales; Pelagomonadaceae
Source: the annotation of a GenBank genome assembly